Ahaetulla prasina is the source of this 9289-nucleotide messenger RNA. It is a transcript of the gene SLC46A3, whose product is annotated as solute carrier family 46 member 3. The record is from RefSeq and is a predicted model, not a curated record. Bases 4842 to 6227 code for a protein of 461 amino acids. Gene Ontology annotation, biological process: vacuolar transmembrane transport. Gene Ontology annotation, molecular function: transmembrane transporter activity. The transcript has 5 exons. Lineage: Eukaryota; Metazoa; Chordata; Lepidosauria; Squamata; Colubridae. Gene Ontology annotation, cellular component: lysosomal membrane.
CGAUGAACCAGCCUUGGAAGGAGAGCCGGCGAGGAACCUGCUAUUCGCCGGCUACAAAAGGGCUCUUUCGCAGUCCAGUGCAUCUUCUCUCGGCUCGCGACCGCUCGGACUUCCUUGAACUGCCCCAAAGCGCCCAAGCGCUUGGAAUCGCCUUUUCGGAGGUGAGCGGCUGGGGUUGGAAAGGAGGACCGCCGGACAAUAGUGCGGAUUUGCUUGCUUGCUGCCUGUGCUUGAGCUACGUUCUUGAGCGCCUGGUUAAUAAACACAAAGGUUUAUUUGCAACGUAUGCAAUGUUAAAAACACUGGGAAAUGUUUUUAUGUACGCUCCGGGAAAAUGCAUGAAACAGAGAAUUAGCCACAUUUCUCUUUUUAUUUUUUCCAACCCAAGUUACGACGGCUGCGCUCAUGCAUGGAUCUGGAUUUUAAUUUAAAAUUCCGAAGUGUUUAAAAGUUGUGGGUUUGUUGUUUUCGUGUGUAUGCGUCUAUGUUCGGGUGAGAAGCGAUGUCCGCUUUGUUUUCCCAGAGCCGAUCCGUUAGACCAGCUGCUGGAGGGGGACACAGAUUGUGUGGGACUUGAAUAAAUUUGGAACUGAAUAAAAAGAACAUUGAGUUAAACUGCUGUGUCUAAGGCAGGAAAGUUUUGGGAUCUGACAACCCAAAUCGCUGGGGUUUGCAAGGGAUUUUUUGUAAAGGUUAUUUCAGGCUGAGAGGUAGCUUAAGCUCUUCCUUCACUGACUCUUUUUUUUCUUCUUGAAAUUGUUGUGUAAGAACUGUAUGUCUUGUGAAGAUAACAGAAUAUGUAAAGAUGCCCAAAUUCCCUUUAACUUCAUAGCACCUUCAGUUUUUGACAGUAUUGUACUUGUUUAUUGAGAAAAACCCUGCUUGGAUAAAGCUAUAAAAGAACAAGUCUUUUAUACCUCCUGGAAUAAACUGUUUUUGGUAGAAUUUGUGUGCAAAACAUCUUGACAUGUGAUAGAUUACUAAGGAGCCAAUAAUUAUAUUAACUUGUGCUGUCACAUGCUGCUCCUGUUCCUCAGAAAACCCUCUACAGCUAUGGUGGACAAAAGUCAGUUUUGUGUUUGUUUAUUGUUUUAAAAUAAUUUAGGUUGCUCAUUAAUACAAUUAUUCCUAUGGAGUAUAGAAAACAAUACAAUCUUAAAUAUCAAGUGCAGGUUUGAGGAAAGAAUAGAAUAGAAUAGAAUAGAAUUUUUUGUUGGCCAAAUGUGAUUAGACACGCAAGGAAUUUGUCUUGGUUGUAUACGCUCUCGGUGUAGAUAAAAAACAAGAUACAUUUGUUAAGAAUCAUAAGGUACAAACUUAAUGAUAGUCAUAGGGUACAAAUAAGCAAUCAAAUCAUAUUAGGAAACAGUCAAUAUACAUCAUAAGGAUACAAACAACAAAGUUACAGUCAUGCGGGCAUAAAUUGGAGGAGAUGGGUGGUGGUAGGAAUGGUGAGAAGAAUAAUAGUAAUAGUAAUGCAGCCUUAGUGAAUAGUUUGACAGUGUUGAGGGAAUUUGUUUAGCAGAGUGAUGGUGUUCGGGGGGAAAACUGUUCUUGUGUCUAGUUGUUCUGAUGUGGAGUGCUUUAUAGCAUCAUUUUGAGGGUAGGAGUUGAAACAGUUUAUGUCCAGGAUACGAGGGGUUUGUAAAUAUUUUCAGUCCUCUUUUUGACUCGUGCAGUAUACAGUUCCUCAAAGGAAGGCAGGUUGGUAGCAAUUGUUUUUUCUGCUUUUUCUAUUUUUUUGAAAAAUACUUCAGUAGACAUCAAAAGCAUAGCACAGAGAAAUCUUCAAAUAUAGUAGAAUUUCACAAGUUUGUUAAGAUCCCUAAAUCUAUUAAUUGGAGAAAAGCCACCAAAAUAUACUUAGGUUUAAAAAAUUCAGGGUUUAGGAAUUUGUCACUACCAAAAUCCUAAGGCAUACUACCGAGAAUCCCAAUCCUGGAUACUUCCAAUUUCUGUGAUAUAAGUUAUUGCUGCUUUUAUUAAGUAAUCGGGAAUCAAAAUCCUUGCCUAUCUACUGUACCUUGCCAUAUUUUCUACUUUGCCCAACAAGGUAUUGUGGUUUUGAGUCCCAAGUUUCAUUGUAGUGAAUGUGCUCUGAAGAAAAACGUCACUGAACUAAUAAUUGUGGAUGUUUCUUAUCCAUUGAUCAAUAUGUAACACACUACCUUUGGAAGACCAAAUACCAUGCCUGGCCUCAAAAUCCAUUUUUGAAUGUUUCACAAACAUUUCAUGACAUUGUCAAUAUAUUGUGGAAUCAUGCCUGUCAUCAGAGCUAUUCACAUUACAUCGUGAAAACCAACUUCUGCUAAAGAAUAGCAGAAAGCCCUGUAUGCUGUAAUGUGGACUUAAUUCACUAAUGUAUUAUAAUGAUUUAUAUACUGCUUGAUAUACCAGACUUUUGGAUUACAAUACUAUAACUAAUUGAGAACCUAACAGAAUAACAUUGCUACUGCAAUAUCCAUAUAGGUAGCUGCCGGCCAUUAAAAUAUGCUUCUCCAAAAUAUAUUUUUACAACUUCUCUUAAAUUUUACAGGGUGUAAGAGGCAAGAUGAGUUUGCAUUUACUGAUUUGCUGUUUGUGCAAAACUAAAGAUGGAACUGAAAACCACCAGUAUUUUUAUCUCUGCUAUAUGCUAGAGUCCAAAUUCUGCACUUUAUAAUCCUAAAAAUGAUUGUGUUAACUCUCUAACAGUUGGAAGACCUGAAAGAUCAGGUUAAGACAUAUAAUCAUGAGGAAAGUAGGAAUUUUAUAUUUUAACUUGGAGCAUUGUGUUUUUGUAAUGAAAACAUCCCAGCUGCAAUUGCUCUGUGCAAUCACAAACUGAACAAGCUUUGUCUUAAAGUUUGUAACAGUUUGAUUGUCAAUAGAAGAUCGCAUCUGUGCAGCACCUUCCUUAAUUUAUCAAACAGAAUCUGCACAUUUAUUUUGCAAGAUGGGAGCAACAGAGAAUUAUUUUUAGUAUACUGUAAUCCUUACCACUUUGUAGAUAUAAACAAGAAGAAAAAAGCUUCAUAUCCAGGGGAAGUGAUGAUAUGGGGUGGGAUCAGGCGUGAAAUAUAAAAUUUGUUACUGCCAGUUCUGUGGGCAUGGCUUGGUGGGGGUGGGGGUAAUGUGACCGGAUGGGCAUGGCCAACUUUUUUUUAACCUUUAAAAGCAUUUUUUCUAAAACCUCUUUGGCUGAAGAGGGUGUAAAAAAAUGCUUUCAAAGGUUUAUGACGAUCCCAGCUGAGGCACAUGAUCAUCAGAGGCUUUUUUUUUACUUUCGGCCAAAGAAAAAAUGCUUUUAAAAGUAAAAAAUAUAUAUAUAUCUGAUGAUCACGCGCCUCAGCUGGGCAUUGGGAGGAGGGCAGGGAUUUUUGCUACCGAUUCUCCGAACCACCCGCCGCCAUCGCUACCGGAUCGGGCGCUUUGGUCUGAACUGGGAGCAUUUCACCCCUGGUUGGGAUUAAGAUAAAUGUAUUAGCUUUUGGCAACAUAGGUAUACAUAUUUUAGCUCUUUAUCUCAAUCAGUAGAAUUUCUGAAAUGAUGGAUCUAGGCCUCCAGGUGGCCAUUUAGAGGGAUUUGUUACAAAAAAAAACAAACAGUCAGCCUUGCACAGGAAGUGUGGGAGCAUUGCCACAGCCUAAACCCACUGAAAUUAUUAGUUGUAUUCAUGAGGUUGUUUUUAAGGGUGCUGUAGAGUUGCAGUACUUAUUCUCUCUCCCUCUCUCUCUCUCUCUCUCUCUCUAACUGUUGGAAGACCUAAAACAUCAAGUUAAGACAUAUAAUCAUGGAGAAAGUAGGAAGCAACAUCAAUGUAAUAGCAUAAUCUGUCACUUAAUUAUCAGAAUAUUAAAAUUCUGAGUGUUAACUUGGUGUAAGAACCCUACAUUUCUCACUAGGAUAUUGGAAUGCUUUCUAAAACAAGGCAGGCAAGCCUUGCAAAAGACAGGCAAGCGAGCAAAGCUACAUUUUCACAUCUUCUGCACAUGCUCAGGAUCUAGGUAGGUGUGAAAUCUUCCCCAGCCUGUGGAAAACAAUUUUUCUUCCGAAACCGAUCCCUGGUGCCAGAAAGUUUGGAGACCACUGCUCUAAAAGUUAGCUGGUUAAAGAAAGACGGGUGGAGCUAAGGCUUCUGAAUGAGAAGUAUUGAAAUGUCCAGCCUUUUCAUCCUAUGUCUUAUUUAUUUAUUUAUUUAUUUAUUUAAUCAUAUUUAUAUACCGCCCUAUCUCCCAAGGGACUCAUCACUGCCACCCUAUACUGCCCCUUUUUCCAAAGUUGCACUCCAAUUUUUUUAAAAAACAGCCUUGUCAAUACACUGGCAUUUCCUGGGAUUAAAAAUUAGAAAGUGACAAACUCUUCUUCAGAGAGUGUCCAGAAAAUGCCUAAGACAAGAUUGUAGAACAUGUUCAGUAGAGCCCAUUGAAUCAUUGCAUUGCAUUGCUUACAAUAAAAAGUUGUUCAUUAUUUUCCUUUUCCUUUGAGUCUCAUUAUAGCUAACCAGCUUCUAAUGGCAGAAAAAGAAACUGAAAAGCUGAAAAUGAAAGUACCUCAGUAGAAAGUAAAAAUAGCUUUAAAAAGUUACAGCAUGUACUCUCAAAUGUAUUUGGUAGAAUGCAUUAUGUAUAACGUAACAGGUAAGCCAGGUGAGUACAGCAUGCUUAGAACAUGAUUUUUGAAUUGUUCAUGAUUUCCCAGUGACCCCUUUGAAUUAAGGAGCACAAAAUAAAUCGCCUGCCAACUUUUCCAUCAUUUGGUUAAUGAUCAGAAAAUUGUAAGGCAUGCAUGAAUUCUCUUCCUCUGAAAAGGCUAACCUAUUGUUUUCUUCCUGAAUUACAAUUAAAGCAAAACCCCAAGGAUGAAGAAAACCUUGUUACUGGAACCUGCCAUCUCCUUAUAUAUUUUUGCCUAUUCUUUGACCACUCCCCUGAAGCAGCAAUAUGUAUACAAGAGGAUCUGGGAAGAAACAACCAACUCUACCUUCAUAGUUCAAGAUAAUGUGUCUCAUUGUGAACGGAAUCAAAGCAACCCAAUCUUUGUGAAACAAAAGGAAGUCCAAGAAAAAGCCUCUCUCUUUGCUAUGAAAACAGACUUAUGUGGGGCAAUUUUCAGCAUUUUGGUGGCCUUUGUCCUCGUAGCAAAUGGAGAUCGAUAUGGACGCAAAAUAUCACUGGUUCUUCCCCUGGUGGGGAGUCUUACCAGCAGCAUCUUCCUCUUUGUUAUGUCAGACUUAUCUUUGCCCCUCUAUCUUUUCUUUAUUUUCUCCUUGAUUGGGGGGCUGUUUGGAGACUUGGCUACUUUUCUUGGAGGUGCCUUUUCCUUUGUAGUUGAUUGCUGUGAGACUCAGAAACAAAAGACCGUCCAAAUAGCCGUGGUUGACUUAAUCUUUGGAUUCGCCUCCGGAUUGGGAGGAUUGGUCUCAGGGUACAUUCUAAAAAAAAUAAACUUUAUGUGGACAUUUGCCAUGAUUUCUCUAUUUCACAUGCUCAACAUUUUAUAUGUCAUAUUUUUCUUGGAUGAAACAGUGAAAGUCUCUGCAAUCCAGACCCAAUCUUGGCGGGAAGGUCUUAAAGACACACUUUCUGGAGUAUAUCUGCUCUUUAAAUCUUCCUCCUGUAAGAAGCGAAUUUUAAUCAUCUUGCUGCUUUCCACAUUCAUGACUUACCUUUUCACAGUGUUGGGAGGGCUUAGCCUCUAUGUGCUAUACGAACUGAAUGCUCCUCUCUGCUGGGACGCCAUUUACAUCGGAUAUGGCUCAGCUGUGUCCACCUCGGUCUCUGUGACUGGAUUCCUAGGGAUUGUUUUCCUUUCUCGGUGUCUGAGAGAUAGCUACCUUGUUUUUAUUGGAAUUUUCUCUUAUAUGGGAGGAAGUAUCAUGGCCGCCUUUGCCAACACUACCUUGUUGAUGAUGUUGGUGAGAAUACCAUCGAUGCUCCUUUUCAUACCCGUUCCAGUUAUUCGAGCCAUGUUGUCAGAAAUAGUUCUUCCUAAUGAACAAGGAGCUUUAUUUGCUUGCAUUGCCUGCUUAGAGGUUGUGACUGGGACCAUUUCAAUUACUGUCUUUAAUACCAUCUAUGCAAUGACUGUAGCAUGGUUUCCUGGCUUCAGUUUUCUCUUAUCAGCUGGCUUCUGCAUAAUUCCACUGAGUUUAAUGUGUUGGUUUAUGUAUGUUACUCCGCGCAAAGAGGACUAUGCGCAACUCGCAAAUGAAGAGGGCUGUCCUAGCCAGAAUGACGACAGCUGAAUAGAGAAUACACCUAGCAGCUACUGCUCUUGCGUUCUAUAAUGGAUUGACUUGUGGAUGGGGUUGCCAGAGUUUCAGUAUUUUCAAUGGCUCCAUUUUGAGAAUUCCACAAUAAUUGAUUGGCUCAAGUUUGCUUUUAUCUUGGAUUGCUAUAAGCUGCCAUGCAAGGGGUGCAAAGUAAAUGUAAAUAUGCUCUAUACUCCUUGAAUGUUGACUGUGGGGUUUUCCUGUCUUAGAUUUCUUCUCAUUGCUGCCCUGUUGGCACAUUGCCCUUUGAUCCAAACUAGGUCAACUAAAAAAAGGGUAUUUGCUUUGUCAGAUCACACAUUACAAGAUUAUUAUGAUAAAUAAGUAAGUUAUGCUUAAAAUAUUGAUUGGAUCAUAUGUGUUUUCUAAUCCCUCAACUAAUUCUGUGUCCUGAAUCCAAAAUUCUCAAGAUUUAUUUAUCUAGGUCAGUAAGGUUAAUCCUUCACUAUCACCCUAUGAAGUAAAUAUCUCUUCUUUUUUUGUCUCUGUCAGAAUUCUUUAAUGCCUAUUAUAUUCACUGGCUCCUCUUUUAACAAAUGCAUACGCUUAGACACGUGUGAAGUAGUUAGUAAGAGAUUGGGCUGGAACUGGGGAGGAUUACCGUUUCCCCUGAAAUAAGUCAUCCCCUGAUAAUAAGCCUGAUAAAAUCGGGUUUUUGAGCGCAUGCGCUAAAAUAAUAAGCCCUCCCUGAAAAUAAGCCCUCCCUGAAAAUAUUUAAACGCAUGCACAGCUGGUCCCCACCAUUUCCUCUGGUUAGGGAGACAGAGCUGGAAAUCAGGUAAGAUAGCAAGAGGAGCCCCGUCUUGCUCCAUGUGCCCCAAAAUAAUAAGACAUCCCUGAAAAUAAGGUCAAGCACUUAUUUCAGGAUUCAAAAAUAUAUAAGACAGGGUCUUAUUUUCGGGAAAACAUGGUAGAUAAAGUCUGCUCUCAGCCAUAGAGCAGUCAGAUCUAGGACAAAAAUCAGCCAAAUUUACAUCACUGGUUGUUGUGGAGAAAACAAGGAAGGUCAGAGUAUAUAUUGACUUAAAGGCAAGAACGGAAUGUAAUAACAGUAAAGUUCAGUGAUUCAUAUUCCUUACAGGAAUUGAAAAGGAAAGAGAAGGAGUGGUGAGCCACCCUGAAAAUCAUAACCCUCCAUUCUCCUAACUUAUUUAGUUUUGUAAAGAGGGUAUCAUGUAGAACAUGGGUGUCAAAUUCGCACUGUCAUGUGACAUUUCGCGACGUUUUUCCCUUCCGUGGAACUUGGGUGGACGUGGCCUGUGUGUAAUGCAUCUGGCCUGCAGGCCACCAGUUUGACACCUCUGAUGUAGAGGAUAAAGCAAAAAAUCAUACAUUUGCACUCUAGGAUGGAAAAAAGGGUCAACCCAUAGGCGAACAUAGCUUUUUAGUAGGGUUCAAAAAUCUGUAAACUAGAAAUUUCCUUCAGAAAAUAGAAAGCAUAUCUUUAUUGAGAAAAAAACAGAGUUACAAGUUCUGGCAGAAAAAGAAGGGAAAGGGAAUGGGGAAGGGAAAGGGAAGGGAAGGGAAGGGAAGGAAAGGAAAGGAAAGGAAAGGAAAGGAAAGGAAAGGAAAGGAAAGGAAAGGAAAGGAAAGGAAAGGAAAGGAAAGGAAAGGAAAGGAAAAGGCAUGCCCUGAUCCAACACGACUGUUUAAUGGAUUUCUCUUAUGUAGUUGAGAAACCCUUGCUUGGAUACUUGCCUCCAUCUCAAAUUUUUUUUAGCAAUCAUAAAUCAGCAUAAAAUUGUAGCAAUACUGUAAAGACUUGGAAUCCUAACGGGUACAUUAAUAGCUUGUAUCCCCUGUACAGAUGCAUUUUGAACAGAGGGAUAUGGGAAUGAGGAGAUUUUUCCAGGCAUGUACAACAGUCAACAAAUUUAUGUGUUGUGAUUCAACAGUGAUAUCACUAUUUUUUGUAGGAAUCAUUCCCUUUCAUCUGUGGAACAGUAAACUUGACUGAAAACUUCUCUUCUUAUUCCACAUGGUCUCUGAAAGCCUCUUGAUUUUAUGAAACAGAAUAGAUUCUCCUCAACAGAGCCAGUUUGGUCUCAUGCCUAAGGCACCAGGCUAGCAACCAGGAGAUUGUGAGUUCUAGUCCCACAUUAGGCAUGAAAGCCAACUGGGUGACUGGGCUAAUCACUCACUUUCAGCCCAGCCCACCUCACAGGGUUGUUGCUUUGGAGAAAAUAGAGUAGUAUUAGGUAUGUUUGCCUUGUGCUAUUUAUAAAAAUAAUAAGAGAUAUAUAAAUAUUAGAAUAUUAACAGAAAAGUAUGUUGUCACUACCUGAUGUUUGCCAUCUUCUGUUAAAUCCUUAAAUGUGCUCACUGCACUUCUGCCCUAAUGUAUUAAAAUGUACAACUUUAGACAUGCUAGUCACAUGACUUAUCAAAUCACAUGUGCCAGAAAGGCAAUUAAUCAGCAAUAUUUCUUGUGCGUUGUUUCUUCUGAAGUGCACUGUGUAAUUUGACAUAAGAAAGAGGCUUUUAAUGGUAUUUUGAUUUUGCUUGGGAACUGGUAAGUGGUAGAGGCAUGCAUCAGUGAUUUUAGGAGAAUCUUACUAUGAAUAAUGGAAGUGACAUACACAGUGUCCGCAGUGCUUGUACUGCAAUAUAUAACUGCCUGCAGAGCAGGUUAUUUAUUAUGCCUUCAGGCUGCCAUUGAAGACAAUGUUUAAACUGAGGUGAAAUGAGCAAGAAGAGGGUAGCCUAAAUGCAUUAGCAGCGAAGUACACCUGAUAAUGUAUUGGCUCCAUUGAACACUGUGGUUUCUGGGUAAUUCCAUAUAGGGUUGUACUUUACAACCUUUAGUGGGUUGUGGCUUUUGUAUUUUUGUAAAUACACAGCAUUUUAUUGUUAAUAAAGACUAAAAGCUAUGAUUAGAGAAGCAAUCAUGUGUUCUGUUGCCCACGAUUGCAAUUAUGCAUAUUUUGUAAUCUUUCUCAUGUGUUUUUAAUAUAAUUCUUAUAUAUUUUCCAUCUGGUUCAGAAACCUUUUGCAUUUUUUAUGCUUCUGCAAUUAAACCAAAGAUAAGCAUCUAA